Portunus trituberculatus (swimming crab) is the source of this 1901-nucleotide messenger RNA. Its product is annotated as thiopurine S-methyltransferase-like. Gene Ontology annotation, molecular function: thiopurine S-methyltransferase activity. The transcript is spliced from 7 exons. Bases 164 to 925 code for a protein of 253 amino acids. Lineage: Eukaryota; Metazoa; Arthropoda; Malacostraca; Decapoda; Portunidae. The record is from RefSeq and is a predicted model, not a curated record.
GGCAUGACUGUUGCCGUGUAUUUCACUCAGUAUACUUCAGCAGUUGUAAGCUGCAUUGUGCCUGUAGUCUACGUCUCACGUGGGUCAGCCGAUCCGUGCCAUCUAUAAUUGCGUGUAAUUGAGAUGAAAUUUAUUUAGACCUCAGUGAACAGUAUCAAUCGCUAUGGCUGACCACCAGGAUGCAGGACACGUGCAGUGUGACCACUCAAAGGGGAGAGAAAAAGUCACGGAAUUGCAGGAUUUGGAAGAUUCUCUGAUGCAGAAGGAGGAAUUUUCUCUAGACGACUGGAUACAGAUUUACGAAAAACUGCCUCACACCAAAAACACUGGUCAACCUUCUGAUGCGCUGGUAACGUACAUCAACGAGCUGCUGCCCUCGGAGCCUGCCAGGGUGUUGGUGCCUCUCUGCGGCAAGUCUCCCGACAUGCGCUGGCUGUAUGACCGCGGCAACACAGUGGUGGGCGUGGAGGGAGCGGAGAAACCUGUGAAGGAGUUUUUUGAGCUGCACACCGACCUGCGACACACUGUAGAGGACGUGCCCUUCGGAAAAGUGUACAAGAGUCACGAUGAGCGGCUGCAGGUGUUCGUGUGUGAUGUCACGCUGGUCCCGAGGGGAUCACUCGGUCAUUUCGACGCUGGCUUUGACUGGGGCGCCUACACUGCCAUCAAACCCUCCGACAGACAGAAGUACGUGGACGUGGUGAGAGAUGCCUUGGGGGAGAACUUUAGGUAUUUCUUGGAGGUGUGUCACGACGGACCUCCCCAGGCGCAGGGUCUGCCUCACUCCAUCUCCUUCAGGAGCAUCAAGCUGGAGUUUGGAGUGUCCCUAAAGAUGCGAGUCUUGGCCACAAAGGAUAUCGCUGCUGAGUGGGAAGUGGACACCUUCUUCAACAGCUUCUUUCUGCUGUCUGAUCAGGGCCUGUAGCUGGUCUUGGUGUUGUGGGGCCUGGGUUGUGAUUCCUUGGGAAUCACAGAGCCCUGGACCUGGUAGUUAGCACAGGACUCCAUGAUAAAAGUUGAUGUACUACAACGUGAUGCAGCGACCCUCAGUGAUUGACUUGAUAAACGUGCAUAUAAUUGUAUUGCAUCUAUGAAUGUAUAGUUACUCAUUAUGUAGUGCAUGUAGUAUUAUAUCUUAGUGUUUAUGUAUGUAGUAUACGUAUGUGGAAUGUACGUUUGUCAUACUCUGUUAUGAGCUUUAUUUCAUAUGUCUUUGAUAAUUGUUUUCAGUUUCUUAAGUAUAUCUUUAUCUCCUGUUAUUUAGUAUUCCAUUGCAUUUGUGUUUAUAUUAGCUUGCCAUUUAAAGGAUAAAGGGUUUAUAGCAUUCAUUGACUAAUGUACUAUCUUCAAGUAUUAGAAGGAAGGACAGAUAUCUUACCUGCAGCGCUUGUGACUAUCAAUGAGCAGCCACACCUUGGCACCACCGUGGGCACUGCAGCGUGCGAACUCCCCUCAAGUGCUAUUGAGAGCAUGGACACACUUCACACACGCACGACAGUUGCAAACAAAAUGAUUUCGCCAAACUCACUGGUCCUCCUAGGUGACAAAUUUGACUACGACACUGCCUUCUGCCACCACUAUCUCACCUACUGGCCUCUGCUCCGCCAUACUGCUGCUGCUGCUGCUCACCUCUGAAAAAGAAGAGGUGUGUCAGUUUAUGAUGAAGCUAGUUCUGCUGUAGUUAAGAGAAGAGAUGGAGAAGAGAAGAUGAUGAAAAGAGAGAAAAGACGAGGAAGGGAAGAAGAGAAGAAAAAUGAAGAUAAAGUCAGGUGAGGUCAAGUUAGGUUACGUCACAUUAGGUCAGACCAGGUACGGUUAGGUAAGCUGGUUAUGGUAAUGUUUUUUUUGUUUGGGAAUGCAGUCGCUGACCAAUUAAGAAAAUACAUAAUUCAUUUAGCCAA